CGCGGACACGCGUGUUUCCCCCCCAACACCUAAGCGGGGUUUUUCUGAAGCGGGAGGCGUUAUGGUGCCGGGGGACGCGGGAACUAACAUUGGAUGGACAAGUCUGGAGCUGCAGGACCCUUUGUGGGCUCACAGGCCGAGACCCCUCGACCCCCACCCUAACCUUCCAAGAUGCGGGUGACCUCCUGCCAGGGCAUCCUGGCUGCCGCCAUCGCCGUUAACCUCCUGAUCCUGUACUACAUCUCCAGGCUUCAGCAGCAAGUCCUCCAGCGGCACAGGGACCACGCCCAGCCCAGCUACCCUCAGCACCUCGCACCCCUCCGCCCCGGCGUCACCCUCCUGAUCCGAGACUUUGAAGACUUCGAGAACUACGUCUCCAGCGUGGUGAAGUCUUUCCUGAAACAGGACCCAGAGCUGCCCAUCCUGGUGGUAGCCGACAGCUUGCCCUACCCUCCCUUGCUUCUUCCCAAGGUGCCCAACGUCCAGCUGGUCGUCCUCAAACCUUCCCCGGCUCAGCCGGCCUUCCUAUCCAGGCCGGAGAGUUACGUGAGGACGGAGUAUGUGGCCUUGGUACCCGACGGGGUGAGAGUGGAAUCCCCGUCGCAGCUGGAGGAGAUGCUGGAGGAGCUUAAGAGCAGCCAAGGGAAAGUGGAGAUGGUGGCAGCUGCGGUCCACUCCCCGCUGCCUUUCCGCUGCCUGAACCUCAGGGUCAGCCUCAAGGAAUGGACCGCGGAGUACAGCGAGACGCCCCCUGCCUCCAAGCUCUGCACCGCCUUGAAGGGGAAGGCCGUGGUGCUCCUUCGCACCAGGAGCCUCUUCAACCUCUCCAUGCCUCUGGCCAAACCUUUGCUGACCUCCCUCUUCAUCCAGACCUCUCUGCGAGGGUGGGCCGUCGGUCUCCUGGACCGCCCCUUCUCCUUGUUCCACCUGCCGCUGCUCACCUCCUCCCACAACCAGUGGAAAGCCGACAAUCUGGACAAGUCCAAUCAGCUGCAGCUCUUCCGCGACUUCGGCAUCAAGCAGGUGAUUCUGGAAGACGGCAAACAGCAGUGGUUUGGGUGCAGCAAGGAGACGCCGCGUUGUUUCGGCACCAUCCAAGACGACACGCCGGAGUACCUCUACCACAACCGCUGGACUCCGCCGUGCUGCCUCAAGGCCCUGAGGGAAACCGCCAAAUACGUCAUCAACAUCUUGGAGAUCUCUGGGGUGCGCUACUGGCUGGAGGGGGGCACGCUCCUCGGGGCAGCCCGCCACCAGGACAUCAUCCCUUGGGAUUACGACGUGGACCUGGGAAUCUACCUGGAAGAUAUUCCCAACUGCGAGUUGCUCCGGAGCGCCGAGUCGGGUUCCAUCGUGGACGAGAAGGGCUUUGUGUGGGAGAAGGCCAUCGAGGGAGACUUCUACCGGGUGCAGUACAGCGAGCACAACCAUCUGCACGUGGACUUGUGGCCCUUCUACCCCAAGAAUGGGGUGAUGACCAAGGACACCUGGAUGGACCACCGGCAAGACAUGGAAUUUCCCGAGCAUUUCUUAAAGCCUUUGGUGCCCAUUGAAUUUGCCGGCUUCGUGGCUUUGGUGCCCAACAAUUACCGCAGCUUCCUGGAGCUCAAAUUUGGGGAAGGGGUGAUUGAAAACCCAGAAUACCCAAACCCGGCAUUGAAGAGCAUGAGAUAAGGGGACGCCCAGCUGCAGAGAGAGGGAUUGUGAGGUCGCCCCAAAACUAAAAUCUUCCCUUUGAUAUGAAUUGGGGGGCCUGAGUCAUUGCCACAUAUAAAAGCUGUGUGUUUGUGUGUGUGGCUCAUUUAUGGCUGGUUCCCCAGCAUCUCUUCGGAACUCAGGGAGAUGUUUGCAACACUGAAAGGAGUCAGAGCGCUGGCCAGAGGGCUGUUUGUCCUGUCGUUUCCCCCCCCAAAACCCAUCACUCGAUGCACCCCACGCAUUCCUAGGCUCUGAUAGCCAUCACCCGGCAUUCUUUAUCCUCAGCAGCUGGUAUUCGGGGGGAGACUGCCUCUGCUCAGCCGUGAUCGUUGCAUUUAGGGAGGGGGGAGACUCAACACCAGAGAGGACAGCUGUCUUUUAAAAUAGGGUCUGUGGGCUGGGGCAGAGAAAAGGAGGGGAGCCUGACAGCUGUUCAUUUUGGCAAGGGGCAGCUGGAAGAACAGACUGUACCGGCACUGACUUUCACAGAAUGGCCUAAAAGAUGAAAGGUGAUUGUGGGACUGAAAGAAUAGGAUACACAAGCGCGCACACAACCGAUUCCAGAACAGGAGAAGUCGCCACAAUCAACUCAUCACAGCCAACUCUCCACGGGAUGACUUACAGCAGGACGAGGUAAUAAUUCAAUUAUUUAAAUGAAUAAACAAUUUUUGUCAUUCA
This is a messenger RNA of Thamnophis sirtalis, 2376 nucleotides long. RefSeq names its product fukutin related protein (gene FKRP). NCBI's taxonomy places the organism in Eukaryota, Metazoa, Chordata, Lepidosauria, Squamata, Natricidae. Gene Ontology annotation, biological process: protein O-linked glycosylation via mannose. The record is from RefSeq and is a predicted model, not a curated record. Gene Ontology annotation, cellular component: Golgi apparatus.